Messenger RNA from Plasmodium berghei ANKA, 1179 nucleotides. RefSeq names its product vacuole membrane protein 1, putative. The transcript is spliced from 5 exons. Bases 1 to 1179 code for a protein of 392 amino acids. The record is from RefSeq and is a predicted model, not a curated record. NCBI's taxonomy places the organism in Eukaryota, Apicomplexa, Aconoidasida, Haemosporida, Plasmodiidae.
AUGGAUUCAUAUGAAAGGAAAAAAAAGGAGCUAUAUUUAAAGAGGAAAGAAUUAAAUAUAUAUUAUCACCCUUUAAAGACUAUCAAACUUUUUUUUUUAGAACUAAGAAAUAUAAUAUUAAAUAUAUAUAAAAAAAAUAGAAAAUAUAAUAAAAUAGUAUUAUUAGUUAUAUCAAUUAUAUUGUUAUUAUUAAAAAUCAGACAUAAACAUGCGUACCUAGACAAUUUGAUAAUAUAUGUAGAAGUUAUAAUAUGGUGGCUGUUACUUGGAGUAUUAAGUAGUGUUGGAUUGGGAUGUGGUAUGCAUUCAGGAGUAUUGUUUUUGUUUCCUCAUAUAUAUUUUAUUUGUUCUACGUCUGAAUAUUGCAAUUCAUUGAAUUUCGACUCAAGAAUAAACAUGUGGAAAUCCUUAUUGACGACAGGGAAUUAUUUUGAGUGUAUAUCGAAGGGUGAUGGAAAUGUAACUCUAUUUAAAUUAUUUAUGAAAAUAUAUCCAUAUUGUUUUAUAUGGGGAAUCGGAACAGCAUUAGGAGAGUUACCUCCAUAUAUGACAUCAUUUUAUGCCUCAAAGGCAAAGUUAUAUGACGAUGAUUAUGAAGAAUUUGAAAAGGACAUAAAGGAAGGAAAAAGAAAUAUUGUCACAUCUAUGAAAAAAUGGAUGAUUGAUUUUAUAAAAAAAUACGGAUCAAUUUCUGUUUUUCUCUUAUCUUGCUGGCCUAAUAUAAUGUUUGACCUAUGUGGAAUUUGCUGUGGUCAUUUUUUGAUGCCAUUUGAAAAAUUUUUUAUCCCAUUAGUUUUAGGAAAAGCUGUGGUUAAAACAAUUUUCCAGACAUUAUUUUUAAUCUUUAUAUUUUCAAAUAAUUACAAAGAAAUGCAAUUAUCAAUUUUGAAAAAAGCAUUAUCAAUUUUACCGCUGCAUCGCUUGUUCCCAAAUUUGAAUAUGGCCAACAUUGAAAGCUUUAUAGACAAACAAAUUUCAGUUUUAAAAUACGGGAAAAAGACGAAAUCUAAAAUAAAUUUCAUGUUUUUAUUCAAUAUAUUUUUUUUUUUAGUAAUUAUAUUUUUUUUCAUUUCAUGUAUUAAUCAAAUAGCCCAAAAAUAUCAAAAGAAUCUUGAUGAAAAAGAAUUGAAAAGAUUAUUUAACAAAGAUAAAAUUACACGUGAAAAGAAAAACAAAUAA